Oncorhynchus mykiss (rainbow trout) is the source of this 3083-nucleotide messenger RNA. RefSeq names its product glycosaminoglycan xylosylkinase. Gene Ontology annotation, biological process: proteoglycan biosynthetic process. Gene Ontology annotation, molecular function: phosphotransferase activity, alcohol group as acceptor. Lineage: Eukaryota; Metazoa; Chordata; Actinopteri; Salmoniformes; Salmonidae. The record is from RefSeq and is a predicted model, not a curated record. Gene Ontology annotation, cellular component: Golgi apparatus.
AAAUUCCGUGACCCGGAACAACUGUUUAAGUGUUGCUGACGAAACGCGGAUUUUUUUGACAGCCUAUCGAUGAAUAAUACACAAUUUCACACACAACAUUGAAAACACAUUGAUCUCGUUUAACACCUAGUAGCCGUAAUCGAAAAGGCCGGUUGCUGGUACAGUAGGGGCCUGGUCUAGCUGUGGGUCUUGUGGUGAGACAGAGAUCCACACCUGCCCUUCAGAAGGGUGUGUGUUGGAGCUGGGAGGGGGAAGCGACUAGAGGGGGGGCAGGUGCCAUGCUCUAGGGGUGAGGUGGUGAAGAGGGGGACUCACAGGUCAGGGGUGGUGUCUGAGGUUGCAGAGGAGAUGAAGUUGAAGCAGCGUGUGGUUGUACUGGUUGCUGUGCUACUCCUGUUGGGGCUUGCCAAACUUUUUCUGCUGGACGGAGGAGAGGGGUCCGCAGCCAGCCGACGAGACCUCAGAGCCUUCCGCAAGAUGGAGGCAGGCCUGUCUCUCUCCCGCGGUGCCCGUUUAACACACACUCUCCAGUCUCCAUGGGAGGUGGCAGGCCAGUGGGUGGGCCCAAGGGAGGUGUACCCUGAGGAGACCCCCGAGCUGGCAGCCGUCCUCACCGCGUUGGGCACUGCCAGGGUGGAGCGAGCAGACGUGGGCUACAAGGGCACCCAGCUCAAAGCUCUACUAGUACUGGACGGGGGGCAGAAAGUGGUCUUUAAACCCAAGAGGUAUAGUAGAGACUAUAUGGUAGAAGGAGAGCCAUAUGCAGGUUAUGAUAGACACAAUGCAGAGGUGGCAGCUUUUCACCUGGACAGGAUCCUGGGCUUCAGGAGAGCACCCCUAGUGGUAGGGAGGUUUGUCAACCUGAGGACUGAGAUCAAACCUGUCGCCACGGACCAGCUACUCAGUACCUUUCUAAUGCAGGGUAAUAAUAGUUGUUUCUAUGGGAAGUGUUACUACUGUAGAGAGAGUGAGCCCGCAUGUGCGGAGGGAGAGAACAUGGAGGGAUCGUUAACUCUCUGGCUGCCAGAUGUCUGGCCGCUCCAGAAACAUAGACACCCCUGGGGACGCACUUACAGGGAGGGCAAACUGGCCAGGUGGGAGUAUGAUGAGAGCUACUGUGAUGCGGUAAAGAAGAUGCCUCCGUACGACGCUGGUCCCAGACUGCUGGACGUCAUCGACACGGCCAUCUUUGAUUACCUCAUCGGCAACGCAGACCGACAUCAUUAUGAGAGUUUCCAAGACGAUGGAGGAGCCAGCAUGCUCAUUCUGCUGGAUAACGCAAAGAGUUUUGGGAAUGCAGCUCUGGACGAAAGAAGCAUUUUGGCUUCUCUGUAUCAAUGUUGCAUGGUGCGUAUGUCUACGUGGAAUAGGUUGAACCUGCUGAGGGCAGGGGCUCUGAGUUCAGCCAUGAGGCAGGCCCUGACCUUUGACCCCAUCAACCCCGUCCUGGCCGAGCCUCACCUGGCCGCCCUGGACAGACGUCUGUCUGGUGUCAUAGCAACCAUCCGGCAGUGUGUGGAGUCACAGGGCCCUGACAGCACACUGAUAGAGGACCGCUUGAACCUGCCACACUCCUAAAGGAGGACAGGAGAGAGGGAUGGAAGAGAGGAGAGACCUGUCCCAUCCCUUGUGGAGGACAAGAGAGAGGGAUGGAUGAGAGAUGAGGGAAAGGAGAAGCUCUCACCCAAGGAUCGAGAGAGAGGGUUGAGCCAUGGUAGGAGCUGGAGGAUAAACCCCCUCCCACACUCCCGCUCCAAGUCUCAUGGCCUCCCAGAAUGGGACAGGAAAUGACUCCAGCAGCAGGAAGUGGUUUCCUCUACAAACUGUUUCCCUCCACACUAGAACACUUGAACCUAAUGGGAUCUAUAUCUGAGGAACUGUAUCCCCAAUGUCUCUCCUCUGCCUUCUGCACACACACACACCUUGUGCCAAACCCUCCCUCUCUCGUCCAGUAAUAACGAGGGAACCAAAGCCAUAGGACUCAACCCAGCGGCAGUCAGGAUAGCAGGGGUCGCUCACACAGCCAUAAAACCCACUCCAUGUGGACACAACACUCCCAGAAAAAUCCACUGGACUGACAGUGGAGAGGGAGACUGGUUAAAUGACCAAGGGAAAUUUUGUGGUCAGUCUGAUUGUGACUAACAAACAGACGUGUCUGUGUCCGAAAUGACACCAUAUUUCCUGUAUAGUGCAUAAGGCUCUAGCCAAAAGUAGUGCACUGUAUAGGGAGGGAAUUGUGUGCAAUUUCAGAAUCUGCCAACUGACUAUGGAUGUCUCAUGAUGCUCUAUUCAAUAUAUAUUGUACUAGUUUUGGCCCCAGUUUCUCAGACCUUAUUCCUAUUUCUGAAUUAAAAGCACUUUCAAAAGAGAUUGUUCAUUAAGCAUGCUUUUUUUACUCCAGGAUUCGACUUGAUCUGGGUCUAAGAAACUGGCCAAUGAGGUUUUAAAGGUUGGCUACAUACUCUAGGGCUUUGGUCAAGACUAGUGCACUAUUUUGGGAAUAGGGUAGCCUUUGAGACAUUACCAGCGUGUACAUAACGAACUGUUGAAUAGCAUUACUGAGAGAGUAUAAUUAUGAGAAUUGUAAUGUUAAAUUAACCUAAUUUACUGUCGUGUCUGAAUGUGUGUGCCUGAAUGUGUGAGCAUGAGUGUAGGGCAGGAGUCGGUCACCCAAAAACGUCCCGCAAUCAGUUUUUGGUCAAAAAAGACUGUAAAAUCACAAGAAUCCUGCAAAAAAAAUGUGUAAUUUAGGAAAUCUGUUCCCAAAUAUUCUGACAAAUCAUAAGAGAUGUUAUCGUGUCAAUCUAAUCGAGGUAUGACAUUAUUUUCAAAUACAAUCUCUUUGAGCUUAGUUGUGGUCAAUUUGCAGUGUUCAUUAUUAUGUUCAGCCCCCCCGAGCAUCUGCUCCAACAAAAAUCAUCCGGCAGCUGUAUCUAGUUGUCUAUACCUGGGGUAGGGGGUGCCAUACUCUGAGUAUGCUACUGACGUUUUAGAGAGAAUCUGGGACAGGGAGGGGGAAGAUGGGAAGUUUGGGGCUUUAUAGGAAUGUAAUGUUUUCAACAUUAAAAAUUAAUUUUUUUAAA